Gamsiella multidivaricata is the source of this 1631-nucleotide messenger RNA. RefSeq lists its product as uncharacterized. Lineage: Eukaryota; Fungi; Mortierellomycota; Mortierellomycetes; Mortierellales; Mortierellaceae. Gene Ontology annotation, molecular function: protein binding. The transcript has a single exon. The coding region runs from base 100 to 1521 and encodes 473 amino acids. The record is from RefSeq and is a predicted model, not a curated record.
CAGCAAGUUCCUCGGGAAACACACAAAAAGCACAAGACCGCAGCCUUGAACCGUGGCGCCUCAUUCCACCAAUUCGGUCAUUUCAGUACCCAUCACACCAUGACCCUGAUCAUGACCAUUUUUGACAUUCCUGAGAUCAAUCUCCAGAUCGCAAAACAUUUGCCGCCAGCAGAUCUUGCCAGCGCCUGUCGCGUAUGCCGCAGCUGGUUCGUACCUUUUGCAAGCCAGCUGUGGCGCUCGAUCCAGCCAGAUCAAUGGACACAUGGUGCCCUUACGGACGCCCUCCCUCGGUACUCAGUCUUUGUGCGGCAACUUAGGUGUUCCCUUUUUGUCAACCUGGACACGCUCGGCCCUGAAUGCACCAGACUGACGCUGUUCAAGGCUCCAAGACUGAACCACUCAGCCUUUCCUGUCCUCAAGCGAAUCCUAGAAUCCAAUCCAGAUAUCGAGGAACUCACGUUGAUAUCCGACUUUGGAAUGAGUGCCAUACAACUGACGAUGGAAACCAUCAGGAUUGUGGCGGGCUUGGCAAAAAUGAGAAAGCUGGUGCUGAUGGACUUUGUGGCUCCUCGAGGAGCGCUUGAGUACAUGAUGGAGAAACUGCCUAGGCUGGAAGCGUUGAGUAUCGAAGGAUGGGAGGAUUUGCCACCAUUAAGUCAAGAGGUCGAUCCUGCCACUGGGGCUGUGGUAUUGAGUGGUGCAAUGGAGGAGGAGGUCUCGGAUAUGACAGAGCAAUUUGGACGGGACUCUGAGCAACAGCAUCAACAGCAAGGACAGCGCCAGCUACGAUACUUGUCCAUGGAUGAGUUUCAAGAUGGGUACGAGUCUGUGCUCAGGAUCGUUCGGCAUACACCUCUACUCGAGCAUCUCUCACUUACACAAACGCGUGCCAGUGCAAUUGACCUUACAAUAUCCCCCCAACUCGUGCAACUCUGUCAGCAGCUGCGAUCUCACUGUCCGCGUCUCGACCAGCUAUCGCUGAAUUAUAUCUCCGUUGAUAUCGGAGGACUUGAGUAUCUAUUGAUGGCGUUUCCCAGGAUGAGAAAACUCGCGGUCAACAACGUCUAUUUGCCACAACUCGCUCUUCUUUCCAUGCUUCUUAACCAGGACGCUCUUCAGGAGUCUCUAGAGGACAUAAGGAUCGCUGAUAUCGGCGCGAUUGUCGACACAUUGGCUUCGUCUAUGCUAUUGGCACUAUUAAGGAAGUUCAAAAAGCUGAAGAGGGUCUCGUUGCCAUUCCAUAUCAUUGAAGCAGAGGACAUGAUUCGAUCCGAUGGCGAGUUUAAGGAAGAGCUCACAUGUCGUAACCUCGAGGUGCUCGAGGUCUCCAUCAUUGGGCCCAACAAGAGCUGGGCGCCGCCUGAGGCGCAUGCAGAGGGAGACUUGGAUACAGAUGACGAGGACGAAAACCAAGAGGAGCAGCCCAGAGAGUACGAGUUGUACGAUGCGGUGAUGAAAAGGCUUGACGCUCUGCCGAAACUUGACAAGAACACGAUACGUUUCAGAUACAAGACCUUUUGAAAUAGGAAAUUGCUAUUUGUCGACCGGUGUGGUGCGGCAAAGCUGGAUCAAGAAUAAUAAAAUAAAUGCAGGGCAGGGCAGUAUUUGCUCCUGGUCCUUUUUACUCCCAA